Messenger RNA from Penicillium brasilianum, 1654 nucleotides. Lineage: Eukaryota; Fungi; Ascomycota; Eurotiomycetes; Eurotiales; Aspergillaceae. The record is from the annotation of a GenBank genome assembly.
CCGAUGGGAUCAAUUAUAAGUGUAUAUACUCACGGAUCUUCCACUGCAAGUUUCAGAGCCCCAGCGGCUCUUUUGACGUCAAUUGGAUUAAUGCCAGCGGCAUACACUUUGAUGAUCACAUCUUUUGAGUUGGUGAGACACGGCUUGGGUAAUUCUGACACCCUGUAUGCUGAUGGCUUUGAGUAACGUGAUAUAUUGAGAGACAACAUUUCCUUUUUGGGCUGAAAUCGUACGUGGAAAAGAAAGAAAGGGAGAUUAAGAAGAUGGCAAAUCUCUGAUCUAAUUUCAAUAGGGUGGCUCGGUAGAUCACUGCCACGGAGCAAUAUUCAGCCGGUGCGCAAUCGAACUAGAUGGUCUUGGGCUAAUCCAAUGUCACUGUAAAAUAACCCCGCUUCUGCUCGGUAAUUGACUAACUUUGAUGAAUGACGUCAUAACUUGCUCGAGCUGGUUAUAAUACGGCUGCAAGCGAACACACUCGCACCUUCUUUCGAACUAUCCUUUGCAACACCAUUCGCAAAGAACUUCUUGAAUCUGAGACACUCAAGAAAGCAAUCAUGCCAUACCUGAAACUUCGAGAUGGAGCCGAGCUCUACUACAAGGACUGGGGCAACCCGGGAGGGGCCAUCGUCACCUUCUCCCACGGGUGGCCCUUGAGCAGUGACAAUUGGGAAAAUCAAAUGAUGUUCCUUGCUGAUCACGGAUACCGUGUUAUUGCGCACGACCGACGUGGUCAUGGUCGAUCUACUCAGACCUGGGACGGGAACAACAUGGAUACCUUUGUUGAUGACCUGGAGGAGCUCUUUACCCACCUGAGGGUCAAAGAUGCAGUGAUGGUUGGCCACUCGCACGGUGGAGGAGAGGUCACCCAUUAUCUUGGAAAGCAUGGCACAAGCCGCUUCAAGAAGGCCGUUCUGGUCGGUGCCGUGCCCCCCCUGAUGGUAAAGACCAGUGUCAACACCGAGGGGACUGAUAAGUCUGUUUUCGAUUCGUUCCGAGAGGCAAUGCGAAAAGACCGGGCGCAGUUCUUCUUGGAUGUCCCCAGCGGACCCUUCUUUGGAUUCAACCGACCUGGUGCACAGAAGAGCGAAGGGCAAAUUCGUAGCUGGUGGCAGCAGGGGAUGAACACCAGCUUCAAGUCAGCAUACGACUCCAUCAAGGAUUUCUCGGAAACGGAUUUCACGGAAGAUUUGAAGAAGAUCGAUAUUCCGGUGCUGGUUCUGCAUGGGGAUGAUGACCAAGUUGUUCCUAUUGAGGCAUCUGGACUCAAGUCAGCAAAAUUGCUGCCACAAGGGACAUUAAAGGUUUACAAAGGAGGCUCUCACGCCAUUCACAACAUUAAUGUUGACGAAGUUAACAAGGAUCUUCUCAAUUUUAUCAGGUCCUAAAUUGAUUUUCCAGUCUUGAUAUUGAGGGUAGCUCGAAAUGGACUAUUGUGAAAUUAACAGAAUAGGAAUACGGACAAUGUCUUCUUAUUGUAUUCAAUUCGCUGAACAUGAAAUGCUAAACAUGAGGUCCAGCAAAAAGAUGCCGCCGGGUAUAAUAAUCGGUCGAUAUCUCUGAUACUGCAGUUUCGUGGGCUUUUAUUCGCCAUAGAUUAAGAUCCAAAAUCAAUAAAAGUUAAAAGGUAUAUUCAUGACUUAGUCCCUAGGUCUGG